Rattus norvegicus (Norway rat) is the source of this 1364-nucleotide messenger RNA. The record is from RefSeq and is a predicted model, not a curated record. NCBI's taxonomy places the organism in Eukaryota, Metazoa, Chordata, Mammalia, Rodentia, Muridae.
GGAGUGUCUGGCAUCCAUUAUAAAAUAAAUAAGCUUCAUAGAGGCCGUGUAGACAGAGGCAACAUGGUUGCCAUGAUGCUGUUCCUGCUGACCAUAGGUCUGACUGUGCACUCUGUGGGAUGCUAUAUUAAUCAUGAUGUAUGUGCCAAAACAGACAAGCUUUUAGGAUAUUGGUACAUAAUUCGUUGGGCAGGAAAUCUUCCUCUCCCAGAAGCAAAACUGAGAAGCCCACUGCCACCCUUUGUUUUUGCCAAAAACAAAAUUGGCUACUUGGAAUUCAGGAUGAACAUCUCGAAACCCAUUGGGUGUGUUGAGUUCAAGAUGGCCAUGAAUGAAGCAAAGAACUUCCCUUGUUACUUCACACUGUGGAUGUGGCACUAUGUUGCCAUAAAGUUCCUCGGAGGGGAGAACUUUGGUGUGGCCUACUUAAAUAGUAAAACCAAUGAUGUACACCAGAAAAUGGCAAUGCUCAUGGGUGCGUCCUCCCAUACCCAGCUAUGUCAUGUGGCUUCCUGGGGCACUGAUACAGAGUUGCUUGCUACUUUCCUCUCCUUGCCUGUGAGUCCUUUCUGCGGUUUCUGGUUCUCUGUGAGAGGGAUUUGUCAGCCUCAGCAUUCAUAUGAUCACUCCUGUUGUUUCAGACCUACAUCCAAGCACAUCCACUCAUUUUUAGCACCAUUUCUUCACUCUCAGCCAGGCUUUGGUGCACUCCUUCACUGAGUAAAAAUGAAGGUGGGGUCCUUUGUCACUGGGCAUGUUGCUUGUCUACUGGAGACCAGUGCGUUUACCAUGAUAGGAGGAUUGGAUUCCAGUGGGUAGUGACACGACACCAGAGCCCCAUUUAACACCCUGUUGUUUACAAAAUGCCUCCCUAUGGCAACAUAGUUCUGAGAUCCUGAAGUUCCCAGCUCAUUACCAAUUUAACAGAAAAGGCAGAGACCAAUAAGUUAAGUAAGACUCAGAUUUUAGUUGUGACAAGUGCUUGGGAGGAAAAAACUUGAAAUUUCCUUCUUGUUCACUUGGACAGCUUACAGCAUAUAGAAUGGACUAGAGUUAGCAGGGUGUUUCCUAUGAGUCUAGCAGUACUUUCUCUGCUACUUAUAUAACAUUAUAUAAAUGACAUAUCAUACUGCAGUAGCAUGCAAAGCUUGGCACUGCUGAGCAUGCCUGCUACCCAAACACAUCCCUAGAACCCUUGCUCACCAGCUAGCACAGCCAAAAUUUGUUUCAGAUUGAAUUUGAGACUCUUUCUCAAAAAGGUAAUGUGUAGUCCUACCAUCAUCCUCUGAAACAGUGCACAGACAUAUGCAGGCUCAGAGAUAGAUAGAGAUAGAGAUAGAGAUAGAGAUAGAGAUAGAGAUAGA